GUUUGACUGAGUUUGACAUACACAUAUAUGUGAUUUAGAUAGAAAGAUUUUUUUUAAGUAUAAAAAUGAGAAUAAUCUUUUUUAUUGUUUUAUCGAUUGUUAUUUUUCAAUUCAAAUGUACCAAUGGAAUUGAAACAUUCUACAUGGACCAGUACUGCGGAAGUACCAUCGACAUGAUUAUGGAGGGAAUCGAUGACGGUAAACUCGUUAUUGACGGUUACGUCAACCAACGUGACUGCAACGUCACCAUAGAAACGUGGUACACGGCGGAUAGGCUCCAUUUUCAGUUUGAAGAUUUUGACAUGGGCUCGGGCAUUUGUGAUGACACCUACUUUACUGUUUACGAUGGUGAUGUUCCAGGGACGGUCAACAAAAUUCAUGGACUGGACAGGGUAUGUGGAAGCGGAGGCGUAGAAGGUGACUUUACAAGUUCUGGUCGCUACCUCACCUUUCGGUUUAAGAAUGGGGGCGACUUCAGCUACAACCAGAUGACCCUAGUCUUCACUGCUUAUCACACGGGUUAUUGCUAUUCAUACGAGUACAGCUGUGACAACGGGCGAUGUAUCAGCGAAGAUUCAAACUGUAACGGUUACGAUCCGUGCGGUGACCAAUCAGAUUGCCGCCUUGGUGUAGGGGAAAUAACUGGUAUCGUGCUAGGCGUCGUUUUUGGAGUUGUCGUCCUUGCUGUUCUUGGCUUUGUUAUUUUUCGAAAAAAUCGUGUUCAGACCAUUCAGCAGUACCCUGGUCCAUACGACGCCCAGACAGCAAUAAUCCAGAGACAAGUGAUGCCUCCUGCAUACGGCGGGGCUUAUCAGCAACAAACAUCUUACCAAGUUGCUACCUCCAUUCAGGGGAAUAAAUAAAUUGUCACAUUGCACCGGCUCUGAACAACAUUUCGAAGUUUGGUUUCUUGUUCGAUGUGUUUGCACGUGCAAAGUGUUUAAAUGUCAAGCCAAUUGUUGGACCCUCUUUGUUUUGUUUUAAUUUUGAUGUACCUUGGAAUAACAGCAAAUAAAAGCAUUGCAAAAUA
Molecule: messenger RNA, 1030 nt
Organism: Mya arenaria
Lineage: Eukaryota; Metazoa; Mollusca; Bivalvia; Myida; Myidae
Product: low-density lipoprotein receptor-related protein 12-like
Exons: 5
Coding region: 66-863 (265 amino acids)
Molecular function (GO): protein binding
Source: RefSeq, a predicted model, not a curated record